Dictyostelium purpureum is the source of this 522-nucleotide messenger RNA. RefSeq lists its product as uncharacterized. The transcript has 3 exons. The coding region runs from base 1 to 522 and encodes 173 amino acids. The record is from RefSeq and is a predicted model, not a curated record. Lineage: Eukaryota; Evosea; Eumycetozoa; Dictyosteliales; Dictyosteliaceae.
AUGGAACUAUUUGACCCCAAACUUAGAAACCCCUUUUUUUCUAAAAAUAAAUUAAAUUUUUUUCCCCAGAAGAAACAAGAAAUAUUGGUAAAGAAGAAAGGUUUAUUAGACAACAAAGCUGCAACUUCAGAUGAAAUUAACCUCAAGUUUUUCCAAACUCGUGAUUCACUUCGUGUUGGUGUUGUAUUAGUUGUUGUUUUUAAAAUUGUUGACCCAGAAUUUGCCAUUACUAAAUUAGGAAAAGAAGGUAUUAUCAAUCAUAUUGAAAAUGUUUCAUUUGCAGAUAUUGUCCAAAAGAAUCAAGCCGUCAUUGUCGAAUCACAAGCUAAACCUCAAUUUUCCCAAAAAAAAGUUGAAGCUUUACUCAUUGCGACAGAUGCUCAAAGAAAAUCUCAGGAAAUGCAAGGUGAAAUAUUCACUAAAUAUCCAAUUCUUGCUGAAAUUGAAUUAGCUAAAACCAAAGCCCAAGUUCUCAAAGGUGCCACCCUUUAUAUCACCCCCAAGAUGCAGGAAAUUUUAUGA